GAGUGCUUAAUGCCUAAAUUUCUGAUUUAAAAUUGAUAGUAUACUUGUCCGUGGUAAUUGUUAUUACUUAUUUGACGAAAUUUAAGUUGUAUUUUUUAUUUUACUUUCGAAUAAAAAUUAAUUUAUUGAUUAAGCACUGUAUGAAAUAGAAAUCAUUUUUUCUAAAUAGUAUUUCUAUGAUAAUUUUUUUUAUAUAAUAGUCAACUAAUAAACAUUUUUUUUAAUAUUUAGUAAUACCUAUUUAAUAAUAAUUGUUUAAUCAUGCCUUCUUUAAUUGAAAACAAAAUUGUAACUAGAAGAGAAAUUCUUGACAUGAUGAAUGAAAAGGAAAAACUUGAACAACAAUUGAAAUCUCUUCUUGAACUUUUGGAAUCGCAUAGAGUCAGUAUGGAAGAACCUUUAGUGGAUCCCCAACUCUUUCCUAGGAAUGACGUUGAUGUAUAUGAAAUAAGAUUAUUACGUGUUCGUAUUAUUUAUAUACGUAAUGAUUUGAGAGCCAUAAUGGAUCGUAUUGAAAAAGGUUUAAAUGCUUAUUUUACGCAAAACCACACACCUGAACAACACUUACCUAAUGGACAUGGCAGUUUAAAACUAGAUGAAUAAUAACUCAUAAAAUAUACAUUUUGAAUAUUAUAAUUUGUAAAUACACUUAAAUAAUAUUAUUUAAAAACUAAAACUUAAAACUUUUAUUCAUAAUUAAUAUUUUUUGAAACCGAAUAUUUUUGUUGUCACAAGUGUCUUUAAGUAACUUGUGUAGAUGUCAUAAAAUAGUACUCUUAAUGUUUGUAAAAAAACUUUUUUUGUAACAGCUAAUGGCUAUUCACCAAUCCCUUUUUUAAUAAAUAAAUUGAAAUAAAAAAAUUAUAGGAAAAUUUAUUAAUUUUAGAGUGAUGUAUAUUAAAUUUGGUAAUUUGGUAGGGUUAAAAGUACUAUAUACGUAUAUUAUUACUAUUGCUGCAUAUAGUUCUUCUUCUAUUUAAAAAUCUGAAACUUAAGCUGGUUAGAUAGAACUUAAAAAGUUUAUUAUAAAAUAAAGAUAAUCAAUCAUCAAUACAUGCAAAAUAAAAUUAUUUAUAUGAAUUGAUGUUUAUUGAUUAUUGAAACUUAGGAUAUUCCAACUACUGAAACACUGAAAACAUAUUUAAUCGUAACUAAAUUAUAUUGUUGCAAAAUCCAAUUACAUAAUUAAAAGCAUUUUAGGUAUGUACUAUUAGUAUUACAUAGUCAACGUGUAAUCCAAUAAAAAUAUACACUUUUAUUUAGGUAUAAUUGAUUUUAUUUCUUAAAAGUAUUUACAACACAAGAUCACCAUUAUAAUAUAAUAUGACCCCUAGAUAGCCAUAAUAAUUAAUGAAUAUAUUUAUAUAUUACAACAUCAAUUUCUUUCAAACUGUCUCUGGGAUCUCUAGAACUAGUGUGUGAGACUAAGUUGGAUACAAUUUUAUGAGAGAGAGAGAGAGAAAGAGAGUGUUGAGAUAUAAUCUUAAUAUAAUUACUUUUAAGCUAAAUAAAUAAAUUUAAAAACCAUUUAAUUAUUGUCACUAGUUAUUUAAAGUUGUUUACUUUAAAUUAUAUUACAUGGUGAUAAUCAAUAAUUAUAGAAUGUAGUUAUAAAUGAAAAAAGAUUGAUGUACAAAUAAAUAUUUAAAUGAAGAUUCUGGUA
This is a messenger RNA of Aphis gossypii (cotton aphid), 1663 nucleotides long. RefSeq names its product 26S proteasome non-ATPase regulatory subunit 9. The transcript has 3 exons. The record is from RefSeq and is a predicted model, not a curated record. The coding region runs from base 262 to 603 and encodes 113 amino acids. NCBI's taxonomy places the organism in Eukaryota, Metazoa, Arthropoda, Insecta, Hemiptera, Aphididae. Gene Ontology annotation, cellular component: nucleus; cytoplasm. Gene Ontology annotation, biological process: proteasome regulatory particle assembly.